Rotaria socialis is the source of this 444-nucleotide messenger RNA. Lineage: Eukaryota; Metazoa; Rotifera; Eurotatoria; Philodinida; Philodinidae. The record is from the annotation of a GenBank genome assembly.
AUGACUGAGGCAUUGAAAGUUGCUGAUGUGCCAUCUCGCAUUUCAGAUGAUGAGAUAGAUACAAAGCUUUUAUCAGAUCGCCAAAACACUUUGAAGAUUAAAAUUACUUUGAAAAUGGACAUGCAUCAUGCUUUAGUACUGUUUCUCUUGACUCUGGCUUUACAGCAAGCAACACAUGUGCAAUCGUUUAUCACAUAUGCUGAACGUAUGAGCAAUGAAACUCUUCAAAUUAAUCCUCCACGACAUCACCAAAUCCCAUUAACGGAUCAGUCAUUUGUACUAGUAGCACCAGCAAAAACUGAUGAAAUCAAUUUUACAGAUGAUGAAUCAGACAAUAGCCACCACAUCGGUAAAAUAGUUACCCUCUACAAACGACGAAAUGGCGUGCCAUUAUUUGGUCGGCGGUGGAUACCUGGAAAACGCCGAGUACCACUGUACGGUUGA